Molecule: messenger RNA, 480 nt
Organism: Solanum lycopersicum (tomato)
Lineage: Eukaryota; Viridiplantae; Streptophyta; Magnoliopsida; Solanales; Solanaceae
Source: RefSeq, a predicted model, not a curated record
AUGGAUUCUUUGAAGUACAUCUUUCAGAAGCCAAUGUCAACCGGCAGACUUGUGAAAUGGCAAAUUUUGCUCACAAAAUUUGACAUUAUAUAUGUCACUCAAACUGCAAUGAAAGCUCAAGCUUUGGCAGACCACGUUGAAAAGAAUCCAGUCGAUGGUAACUAUGAACCAUUGGAUACAUAUUUUCCAGAUGAAGCGAUUAACACAAUCGAGGAAGUAGGUUUAGAUGGAAAUCAGGCCUGUCAAUUGUAUUUUGAUGGAGCAAUCAACGAAAAAGGCACAGGGAUUGGGGAAAUUCUAAUAUCGCCCACAGGGGAAUAUUACCCUACAACAGAUCGACUUCGUUUCUUUUGUACAAAUAAUAUGACUGAGUAUGAAGCUUGCAUCAUGGGUCUAAAUAUGGCAAUACAUUUGGGUGUGCAAGAAUUGAUUAUGUUUGGAGAUUCUAAUUUGCUUAUUCGACAAGCCCAAGGUGAAUAG